Messenger RNA from Medioppia subpectinata, 405 nucleotides. NCBI's taxonomy places the organism in Eukaryota, Metazoa, Arthropoda, Arachnida, Sarcoptiformes, Oppiidae. The record is from the annotation of a GenBank genome assembly.
AUGUGGAUUUAUGCGCGAGAUUUAUACGAAAAUCACGUGAAAACAUAUGACAAAAAUAAUUUGCGUGACUUUUGCGAUACAAUUAUCGCCGCUAAACACGAGGCCAUUGCGGACAACAAGCCGUCGGCUAAAUAUCUAACCGAUGAGAAUCUGAUCACAACUAUGUGUGGACUCAUUAAUGCUGGCGUGGAGACCACUCAGGACACGGUAUUGUGGAUAUUGCUAUACAUAGCCUAUUACCCCGAUUAUCAACAAAAGUUACGCAACGAGAUUAGCCGUGAGAUCGGCGAUCGGAAAUCGUUCUGGCUCAAAUUUGUCCGGAUUUUUCCACUUUGUCGCAUCGGUCAUAAUGUGAACUUGAUGCACCAGUACCUGGGUGUGUUUUGGUACCGUGUGCUUGCCUGA